Molecule: messenger RNA, 375 nt
Organism: Psylliodes chrysocephalus
Lineage: Eukaryota; Metazoa; Arthropoda; Insecta; Coleoptera; Chrysomelidae
Source: the annotation of a GenBank genome assembly
AUGAAAAAUGUUAAAGGUCGAACGUACAGCGAAAUUCUCCCAAUAAGAAAAAUAAUGUCGUGGAGGAAAGGAAGAUUUCUCACGGAUGAGGAGCUUUCACGAGCUGCGGAUGAGACAACUAAUGAGUUAUAUGAAUUGCCUAUGGAUAACGCUCUGGUCACGGAUAAAGAAGAUAAUGAAGAUGAGGAUACUAGUAUGCUAGAUAAUGAAAUCGAAGAAGCUGAUACUGAAACUGUUUCGGAUGCAGAUGAUGCCAAACAAUCUACCAGUAAACAAAUAAAUAAAAAUGACGAUGAGGCAGAUUCAGAAGAAGACGUCAGGAAGGAAAUUAGCAAAAUAAACCAAAAAGAAAGAAGAAAGGUUGGGAAAAAAUAA